AUGUAUGGUGAUUUAGCUAAUAAGCUUGUAUUGGAGGCUAAGAGAACAAAACAAUUGAAUGGUAGAAACAACCAGCGGUACGCACUACCCAUGUACCACGAAGAACUUGUACAAGGAAUAUUGAGAGAAGUAACGCAGCUGAAGAGGAACUCAGAGUUUUUAAAAGAUCAGCAACAACUGGCUCUCGUUGAUGACAAGAUUUCUAAAUGCCAGUAUUUUGUUACUUUGCUCUGCAUGGAGAGAAACAAGAGAUGUCUCUUGGCAUAUCAGAAAGUCAGGUCCGAUAUCUUAAACUCUUUGGCCUGGGAAAAUAAUGGGUUAGAUAUAAUGAACGGUCUCAUAGGAGCAGAACAAGACACCAGUGAUUUAUCCCAUCAAGAACAAGACUAUUUGAAAGAGUAUACUGAUCUUUUAACGGAAUUAAAAAGUGGUGAUUUAGCAGAUAUCGACCUUUCAGGCAGUCUAACACCGCCAAGUGAUGUGUUCAUCGACGUGAGAGUGCUUAAAGAUGCAGGAGAGAUUCAAACGGAGUACGGUGCAUUCAACUUGAUUAAAGAUUCUCAAUUUUUCGUUAGACAGUCGGAUGUGGAAAGACUGAUUCAGCAAGGGUACCUACAAAAGAUUUAG
Messenger RNA from Zygosaccharomyces rouxii, 627 nucleotides. RefSeq names its product DNA replication protein PSF1 (gene PSF1). Lineage: Eukaryota; Fungi; Ascomycota; Saccharomycetes; Saccharomycetales; Saccharomycetaceae. The coding region runs from base 1 to 627 and encodes 208 amino acids. Gene Ontology annotation, cellular component: GINS complex. The record is from RefSeq and is a predicted model, not a curated record. Gene Ontology annotation, biological process: DNA strand elongation involved in mitotic DNA replication; DNA replication. The transcript has a single exon.